UCGUGUCGCUAUAGCAACGGGACGCCAUGGGCCUGGACUACUACGCUGUGCUGGAGCUGGACCGCGGGGCCACCGCCGACGCCAUCAAGAAGGCCUAUCGGAAGUUGGCCCUGAAGUACCACCCACUGAAAUGCAAGGAGCCCUGGGGCCCGAAGAGGUUCCAGCAGCUGGCGGAGGCCUACGAUGUGCUCAGCGACCCUAUGAAGAAAGGCAUCUACGACAAAUUUGGGGAGGAGGGGCUCAAAGGUGGCAUCCCCUUGGAGUGUGGGAGCGACAACCCUUGGAGCGUCGGAUACGUGUUCCACAACAACCCCGAGAAAGUCUUCAGGGAGUUCUUUGGAGGGGACAACCCCUUUGCAGAGUUCUUUGCCGAGGAUGGCUCGGAGGUGCUGCUGCCCUUUGGAGGGCCCCGAGGCCGGGGGGCCCUGCGGCAGGACCCCCCCGUGGUGCGGGAUCUCUACGUGUCCCUCGAGGACCUGUUCCAUGGCUGCACCAAGAAGAUCAAGAUCUCCCGCAGGGUGAUGAACGAGGACGGGCAGACGAGCACCAUCAGGGACAAGAUCCUAACCAUUGACGUGCAGCCGGGGUGGCAGCGCGGCACCACGGUCACCUUUGAGAGGGAAGGAGACCAGGGCCCAAACAUCAUUCCAGCUGACAUCACCUUUGUUGUCCAAGAGAAGCUGCACCCAAGGUUCAAAAGGAUCGACAACAACCUCCUUUAUGUUGCCAAAAUCUCCCUGGCAAAGGCACUGACUGGAUGCACCCUGGAUGUGUGGACGCUGGAUGGGAGGCUGCUGAACAUCCCCAUCAACGACAUCGUGGACAGCCCCAAGUACUACAAAAUGGUGCCGGGAGAGGGAAUGCCGCUGGCCCAGGACCCGCAGCGCAAGGGGGACCUCUACAUCUACUUUGACAUCCUCUUCCCCAAGAGGCUCAGCCCUGAGGUGAAAACACUCCUGAAGAGCGUCCUCCAGCCCUAGGGACAGUGACCUUCCCCCUCUCCCCCCUGCCUUAUCCCCCCAGUAAAGCUUUGGAGCCAGCACUAGGACUGGGCAGAAGUUCUUCCAAAUGCUGGGAACCCUACGACACAGGAUCGCCCUAAAACAACAGCCUGGCCCAGGUCCAGCUGGCUUUGUGGUCUCUGCUCUCCAGCUCCCACCCUGCAGCAGCAGCUCUGCAGCCCUGAGGAGGCCGAGGGAGGAUUUUGGGGCUGAUGGAGGGAGGCACCCAUGGCCAAGACCCUACCCAAGAGCCUCAGUGCUUUAUUUUCCUAAUAUAUAUACAGAAUCUGUCCCUACUAAAGCUGAGCCCUGACAGCACAGGGAGAGGUCAGGUAACACUUGUGUUUUCCAAUGGCACUCCAGGGCUGGGAGAAUGGCCUAAAAAGGGGAGGAAAUCCUGACCCUGCUGCGAUCAGACCCCAUAGGGGUGGUUUAUAGUGCCCGUAAGGAAUAAUGGGAGGCUGUGCCGGGAAAAGCAGUACUGAAGGGAACAUGCCAGGCUGUUAGAAACGUCAUUUCCAGGGAGUAAACCCCAGCAGAGAGGAAGGAGGAGCCCCGUGUCCCUGUGCCUGAGCCCACACCACGCUGCCGGUGAGGCUGGCGGCUUUGGGGCCGUUCUCUGCUGUGGGAUCGCCCCGCGGAGCCUCGAGGGUCCCGGUCCCGCCGGGGCUGCGCUACCGCGCCUGUCCACAGGAGGGCAGCACCGCGUGCGGAGAGCCGCUCCCGGCUCCGGUACCGGCUGCGACGCGCCGUCGGUCCCAAAUCCAGGAAACAGCCUCCAAAAUAGGAUACUACCUUGAAAUGUCUCCCAAGGCCGGCAGCUCCUCACCGCUGAGCACCACAAUUCCCUGAUCCCGAGGGAUCGCCCCGCGGAGCCUCGAGGGUUCCGGUCCCGCCGGGGCUGCAGUACCGGGCGUGUCCACAGGAGGGCAGCAGCGCGCAGUCCCGCUCAGCGCUGUCCCGGCUCCGGUACCGGCUGCGACCCGCCUUCGGUCCCAAAUCCAGGAAACAGCCUCCAAGAUGCUGUAGGAUGCUACUUUGAAAUGUCUCCCAAGGCCGGCAGCUCCUCACCGCCGAGCACCUCAAUUCCCUGAUCCCGAGGGAUCGCCCCGCGGAGCCUCGAGGCUCCCAUCCCCGCCGGGGCUGCAGUACCGGGCGUGUCCACAGGAGGGCAGCACCGCGCAGUCCCGCACGGCGCUGUCCCGGCUCCGGUACCGGCUGUGACCCGCGUUCGGUCCCAAAUCCAGGAAACAGCCUCCAAAAUAGGAUACUACCUUGAAAUGUCUCCCAAGGCCGGCAGCUCCUCAUUGCCGAGCACCACAAUUCCCUGAUCCCGAGGGUCCCAUCCCCGCCGGGGCUGCAGUACCGGGCGUGUCCACAGGAGGGCAGCACCGCGCAGUCCCGCUCAGCGCUGUCCCGGCUCCGGUACCGGCUGUGACCCGCGUUCGGUCCCAGUGCUGGCACCAAUCCACUCCUGGUUCCUUACAAAGUUCAUCUCAGCUUUGCAAAAACCAGCCCCUGCUGCACAGAGCGCCGGUCCUCAGUGACCUCCACUUCCCUGGAAAACCUGCUCCAGCCCCAGGCUGUACCAAGGCUUGGAGCGAGACCCAGCUACAAAUGGAAUUGUGGAAACAGCCUCCAAAAUGUUGUAAGACACUACUUUGAAAUGUCUCCCAAGGGCGGUAGCUCCUCACCGCUGAGCACCUCAAUUCCCUGAUCCCGAGGGAUCGCCCCGCAGAGCCUCGAGGCUCCCGGCCCUGCUGCGCCUCAGGUUCCGCGUCCCGGGAAAUGGGAAUGAAAGGAUUCGGAGCAUCCCGGCCGGCACAGCUCCGCUCUCAUCGCUCACUGCGGGGUUUGAUCAGCCAGAGGUGACACCGACUCAAACAAAAAAGUGCCCUUCUCUUCCAGCAUUUUCCUCCCUACCUAUUCCAGCCAUUAAAGGGAUGUUCGUUUUUCUUACUGUA
Vidua chalybeata is the source of this 2965-nucleotide messenger RNA. RefSeq names its product DnaJ heat shock protein family (Hsp40) member B13 (gene DNAJB13). Gene Ontology annotation, molecular function: protein-folding chaperone binding. The transcript is spliced from 8 exons. The record is from RefSeq and is a predicted model, not a curated record. NCBI's taxonomy places the organism in Eukaryota, Metazoa, Chordata, Aves, Passeriformes, Viduidae. Bases 27 to 980 code for a protein of 317 amino acids. Gene Ontology annotation, cellular component: cytosol.